This is a messenger RNA of Photinus pyralis (common eastern firefly), 1463 nucleotides long. Its product is annotated as adenylate kinase 8-like. The record is from RefSeq and is a predicted model, not a curated record. Bases 54 to 1457 code for a protein of 467 amino acids. Gene Ontology annotation, molecular function: nucleoside diphosphate kinase activity; AMP kinase activity; ATP binding. NCBI's taxonomy places the organism in Eukaryota, Metazoa, Arthropoda, Insecta, Coleoptera, Lampyridae. Gene Ontology annotation, cellular component: cytoplasm. Gene Ontology annotation, biological process: nucleoside triphosphate biosynthetic process. The transcript has 8 exons.
UCGGUACCUAUCUCCAUGGAAGUAGAUUUGACAGCUUUUUAAAAAAGGCUAAAAUGAGUGAUGGUUUAAGAAGGAAGUUAACGAUGCCACCAUGGCAUAUCCCAUACUUGGAGAAGCAUCGGAUUUACGAUCUAUUUCAUGAGCUUGCCCGUGAAUUGGUUAUUCAACAGCCUGUCGAUCACGUAUUAUUUAUGAAACAAGUUCUGGAACAUGCUGCUAAAAAUAUUAACGUAGCAAGGGUCGUAUUGCUAUCGUCACCGAAAAUCAAUCUAUACGAAGUAGCAUUGGAAAUUUCAUAUUACACGCAACAAACAAUUGUAAAUGAGAAUACUAUCGUAGAGGAACUAAACCGAGAGAAAGAAAGAUCUCAACUGACACCUCAAGAAUUGGCCAAAUGUCUAGACAAAAUAGUAAGAAGGAGGCAAGUCAAAGGAUGGAUAUUAAUAGAUUGCAUAAAAAAUGCAUGCGAAGCAAAGGCCAUGUUACAACAUGGCAUUCUUCCAACGCACGUCAUUCAUCUCAUACCGCCAUUUGAGCCACCACUAAACAAUGCAAUAUACUCGAGCGUUCAAGAGGGAUGGCCAGAGUAUCGUCGUUCGAUAAUGAGCGUACGGGAUGUGUUUAAACACUGUUUAAUAGAGGUGCACUUGGGGGAAAAAAGUAUAGAAGAGGUUGUUGAAGAAUGCUAUGAACACAUUAAAAUACAGAAAGGAUUUGGCGGGCCGAAACAACCACGAAUUGUUAUACUAGGACCGCGUGGCUGUGGGAGGAAAACACAAGCCCGCUUAUUAGAAGAAAAUCUGAAUGUUAUACAUGUUGAUUUUGAAUAUCUCCUUUGCCAAGCAUGGAUAUCCAAAACGGAGCUGGGCAAAAAACUUCGAGAAUGUCAAGACGAUGUCUGUUUCCAAACAAAUUUAUUAAUGAAAGUCUUAGACCAAAGAAUUUUAAAAAAGGACUGCUUGGAUCAAGGUUGGGUUUUGACAGGGUUUCCCUUUACAGUGAACGAUUUUCGAUAUUUGGACUGUUUAGAUACACCGCCUAAUAGAGUAAUUUUCAUCGACUGCGAUUUACGGGUAUGCAGAGAACGGAUCUUAAACAGAAAAAUUAACGUUCACACAGGAAGUGUAACAAAUUUGAUGGACAACCGCGAUUUGGUAAUACAAAAGCUUUUGGCAACUCAUCCAAAAGACAACAUAGAUGCAUUAGAGGCAGAGUUAAAGUACUACUGCGAACACUAUGGAAGCCUGAAAAAAUAUUGUGGACAAACUGCUACAGUAAUCAAUGGUAAUCAACCGCAGCGUUGGGUCUAUGAAAGCAUUUGUGCCAUCAUAGUGCGAGCCGCACCCGCCUGUCCUCCAAGAAAUCCAUGCAAACUGGACACUGAUGAUUUUAUGUGCCUAGAUCCGUGCAUGUGUGCAGACGAUCUUCUCCCUAAGAGUUACAUGCACCUUGUAUAGAUCAAA